Messenger RNA from Phlebotomus papatasi, 3686 nucleotides. RefSeq lists its product as uncharacterized. The transcript has 6 exons. NCBI's taxonomy places the organism in Eukaryota, Metazoa, Arthropoda, Insecta, Diptera, Psychodidae. Bases 2864 to 3685 code for a protein of 273 amino acids. The record is from RefSeq and is a predicted model, not a curated record.
CACAGGGUUGAUAAGGAAAAGUUAUUUAGACAGAAAUUCAGUAUAUUUAUCCCUUCACAGGGAUAAGUAGGGGAAUUUGGGGCACCACCAAACACGGUGUAGCACCGAUUUUUUUAAUUAUAUAUUAGAUUUCAAAGGACGAUACCUAUAUGAAUUCUACAUGAAUGUAGGGAUGCUUGCUUACUGAAGAAAUUAUCGUCACAGUCUAAGUAGUUUAGAAAUAAAAAUCAAUGUUCCUUGGUAUCCCAUGUUCGAUGGUGCCCCAGUAUUCCUUAUCUUAUAAUAAGAAAUCACUCCCCUCUUUAAGACAUUUCGCGUAACGGUCGCGAAUGCAGAGGAAUUCUGAUAUGUAUUUGUAUGUAAAAGUAAGAGUUGGCUUCAAUUCUACAGACCACAUACCAUAGAGUUGGUUAGGAUCUAAUAUUUGCAAACUUUUUUUUUUUUGAAAAAACUUACUAUGUGGUAGUCACGAUUACUCAGAGUAGGUUCAUCAGAAGUCAAAAAAUAAAAUAUUUACUGUUAACAGAUGAGUUGAACUAGUAUUUGAACACUGGAUUUUUUUCAAAAUUCCUUUGUCCGAUUACGGGUUUAAUAAUGAACCUACUCUGAGUAAUUGUAACUACCACAACAUAAUUUUUUUCAAAAAAGGUCCCCGAACAUCAGGUACUAAUGGCUGAAUUUUUAAAAUUUUAAAAUGAAAAUUUCAGAAAAUAUAACUCAAAUAUUGUACUUUUAUGUGUCUAAAAGGUCUAAAACUAAAAGCCUUUAUAAAUUUUUUUUCUGUAUUUUGAAAAAAAAAAAUAGAAAAAUAGGUUGUUUUUUUAAUCCUCGUAACCCAUGUAACCCUUAACAUGACCGUAAUUUCCCUUCCCUUCUUUCUCUCCUAUAGUAAAAUUAAAAUGUAAACCGAACAUCCUCAUACUAUAGACAUAGACAAUGUUUUUCAUAUUUUUUAGACAUAAAAUCGUUUAGAAAAAAAUUAUUUCGUCUAAGAAAAUAUUUUCGAAUUUUUCCUAUAAUGCUUUUUCGAGGCCAAAAGUUUAAAAGGCUCUACGAAGGGCUCUAAGGAGAAUAUUUCUUAAUCGACUUAGGCAGGUUUGAUCAAUUAUGGGAAGUUUGUCAAUCAUCAGUUUUAGGCUCUGAGUCUGAACCAGUCUUUGGGGUUGAAAAAUAAUUACGGAAAGAUUACGUCAAGUAUAUUACAGGAAUAGAGUAUACAGCGAUUUGUAAUAAAGUAAAAGGCUGUAGUUUCGCGAAAUCCGAAAUAGAUGGUUUAGAUUUCUUUUGAAUAAAUCAAUCAUAGAAUGAAUUUCGUGCGAAAUAAAAGUGUACAGAACAGUAACAGUACUUCGGUUUUAGCGGUUUUAGGUUUUUCGAAAGAAUGAAGAAUGAAAUAAACAUUAUUUACUUAUUUGAGAAAAAUUUAUUUGAAACAAAAUUAAUUGUUCUCUCGCUCUCCUACAAAUUAGACAUGAAUGAGAUUUUUUUUCGUAUUUUCUCAGGGAUUAAGGAUAAUAAUCAUAUUUCAUAAUUCCUAGGUUAUUUGGGAGGAAUAGUCACAAAAAAAUCUCGUUGGAAUCAAUUAUUCUCUCCUGAAGAAUGGAAACUUUUUUAAUGUUUUUGUAUUAGGUGUUAAAAAUGUGUGAUACAUAUAUCGCUUUCUAUGUAAUAUCAUAGUCGAUGAGUUCCCUCGAUUGAACAGAAGGAAACAAUGACAUCAUAUUCACUUAAACGCAUUAUUCAUACUAUUUUAUUCACAAUUUCUGAAAUUUGCAUAAGUAGCAAAUGUUUCUUGUUGAUUUAGAAUUAUCGUUUAAAGCGUGUCCACGAUUUUGUUCACGACCUAUCCUGGAAAGUAUAAUACAUUUUCUUCAGUUAUCUAAACAAAAAACUCACAAGAAUUACAUGUGAAAUUCGCACUCUCUGAACAUGCGCCAUUCUCCAAUCGAUUCAUUACCAAAGUUCUGUUUUUAUGUUUCUGGAAACUUUUUUAUUUAUUUAUUUUCUUUUUUUUUGGGAGCAUAAUGAUAAAGACUUCCAUUUUUGUUAUGUUAGGAAUAUUUUGUAUUUUUUUAUUGAGAAGUACAUAACUUAAUUUUAUGAGAUUUAUUUUGAGAGAGUGAGAGAUUUUUAGUGCAAAUUGUGCUCUCGAAUACUUCUAAUAAUUAUCCUCCAUUGCGUCGGCGUGGAGAAGAAUUUCCCGUGUAUUCUAUAAAGUUUUCUUCUCGCAAAAUUUUGUGAGAAUCACGGAAUUUCUCUCAGUUUCACUCCGACAUUAAGAUAGUGGUGUUGCAGAUUUUUUUUCCUCAUAUCUUCAUAUAAACAUCAGUCUUUCUGUAUCAUCAUUCAAUUCCUAAAUGUCGUAUUCCUAAACUUUAUUAUAGAGAAGCAGAGGAUUUUUAGAAGAGUACUAUUUUAAUUUUAUUUAUAGAAAAAUACAGGAAUCUUUUAAAAUUGCGAAAGAAAAAAAAUAAAAUGGUUUCAAGGUGAAAAUUUGAAGUGGUCCAAGCGAGACAAAAGAGUCAGAUGUCAGACACAGCUAUAUAGAUCAAAGUCGCGGGAAAUACCUAUAGGUUACAAAUGUCUAUAUAAGCCUAAAAAUACUUUUUAAAAAAAACUCUUUCCAGUAAGACAGUAGUGUAGUAAUCAUGAAAGUAUAAAGAGUGGAUAAGAACAUGGAAAAACUCUGCAGUUCAUGGUGUAAAAAACAAAAGAAAAAAAUAUGAGAGCGUGAGAAAAUGAGUGAGGAACAUCUCAAGCGAAGCAUUUAUAUAUCUGCAUUGCUGCAGAUUAAAUUGGAUUUUCAGUUGAAUACAUCUAUGCCAAAUUCUUCCAAGUCAAUGUAUUAGGUUGUGAUGGAAAUAUGCCCUUCGGUCGGCGAUCACCAUUGGAGGCACUGGCCCUGCCAGGUGUUAUAUUGGCAUAUAAGUACAGCCAAUUUCGUCAACGAAGACGCGAGGCCGCCAAUCGACGUGUCACUGAACGUGAACUCACCGCUUUGCAUCAUAAAAUCGAUAAACUUCUUAAUAAAUUGGAAGAGAGUGAACCUGAACCCCCAACGUCACAAGACAAUGAGUGCGUCAUUUGUAUUAAUGCACGGGCCACGAUGCAAACGUCUCCUUGUGGUCAUCGGGUUGUCUGUCGCCGCUGCUUCGUGAAAACUAUACAAAGUGCGGUGGCUCAGCGACUAUUGCCGCUUCGCUGUGUUGUUUGUCGAGCACGCAUCAAUCGAUUGACUUCUGGUUCUGGGUCAUGGAGACUUCAAGGAUCAGCUUCGAGUUAUUCAAUGGGCAGCAGCAAAAGUUGGGGGGUGUCUGGAUCUGCAAGCUCUUAUAGUAUGACGACCAACCGUGUAGCUCAGUCUGCUAGCCUUUAUUCAAUGAGUUCAACAGGGUCAUCGUGUCUGUCAGGUGUCUCCAGUACAUCUUCAAGCUCCGAAAACUCAGCCUCCUCAGCAAUUUCUCUACACAGGCACAAUAACAGUUGCCCAAGUGGUUGUCUUGGUGCCAUUCCACGGAACCCAGCCUACUUGAAUCGGCAAACAAAAGUUAAUGCUACUGGAAAGGAGAGGGUAUCUGAUAUAAUGAUACAUUCACGCCUUCCAACCAUUAAGGAGUUUAGAAGCCCAGCGCGCCGUCUCCCUACGCCAUCACCUGUUCACACAACCAGCGCUCGACUGAGGUAAG